CCGCCGCCGCCCGCCAUGGGGACGGAGGUGGCUCCCAUGGUGGACCUGGGGGCGCUGUCCCAGUCGGAUCUCGUGGCGCUCGCGGCCGCGUCGCCCUACGCCGUCGACCCGCGCCGCGGGCGCCGCGACGCCGACAUCCUCCCGCCCCCCAAGAUCGAUCGCGCCGUCUUCAACGAGAGCGCCGGCUCCCGCAAGCAGACCUUCUCCCGCCACCGCGUCGCCACCAAUCUCUCCCACAACGCUGCCCCCAGCACCUCCACCGCCGCCCCCACCGACGAGGACUCCGAGAACCGCCUCAUCGUGUUCCACCUCCAGCGCCUCUUCGCGCGCGACGACCCCUCCUACCCGCAACCGCCCCCGAUUCAACAAACCCUAACCGCACCACCGCUAGCCGUACCCGCAACCCCCGUGGCCGCCCUGCCGAUCCCGUCACUCCCGGACCCCGACCGGGAGCUGAUGAACCCCAAGGGGGUGGCGGUUGAUUUGGCGAGGCUCGCGGGGUUGGUGGAUCCGUACGGGGAGGAGAUGCAGAAGCAGACUGCGGGGUUGGUUCUCGAGUCUGCGCUGCUGGGGUUCAUGAAUGGGCUGGAGGGGCAGUGGGGGAGCCGCAGGCGGCGCAGGAAGUUUGUUGAUGCCGCCAUGUUUGCUGACCACCUGCCCCGUGGGUGGAAGCUAAUCCUCGGGAUCAAGCGCAAGGAGCGUGUUGCCUGGAUCAAUUGCCGCCGUUAUGUUAGCCCCAGAGGACAUCAGUUUGCUACUUGCAAAGAAGUUUCUUCUUAUUUGAUGUCACUUGUUGGAUAUGUUGAGGCAAAGCUAACUCCUGUUCAGAGCAACAACAUGGGAGUGUGUGACUUUAGUGCUGUUAAUUCUCUAGGUCUUCACCAGCAAGCCGAUUCAACUGAGGAUACACAAAGUGCAGUGCCAGCCACUUCUUUUGCAUUAUCCAUUCACAGUGGUGAUUCACAGGGACAGAGACAAAAACCUUAUAAAGAUGAAGUUCCAAUACAAGCAGACACGAAAGAGUGCAAAAAAUGCAAAUUGACUUUUCAGGACCAGAGUGCCUAUGUGCAGCAUCAGCUUUCCUUUCACCAAAGGAAAGCUAAAAGGCGCAGGGUUGAUAAAUCUGUUGAUUUGGGAGUUGGUAAAGAUGAAAAGCUUGAGACUCGGGAAUGUCAGAGGACCUCUGAAGAUAAACCUGGCUAUUUUGGCCAUGGUGUUGCUGAUGUUAAAAAUCAAGAUCAGACUGCAGCAGAACUGUUUGGCGGAACUUCUUCAGGAGAACUGGGUACCCAACCAUCCUUGGCUGCAGUGCCAUGUGGGUCGCAAGAGAUGACUGGCUUACCUGAACAGAACGAAAAACCUUCUUCCGGAGAGCCUGUCUCUGGGCAUCAGAAGGAUCCUGUCUGGGAGAUAAAUGGCUUACCUCAACAGGAAAAAGAAUCUUCUGCUAGUGAGCCUUGCACUGAACAUCAAAAGGAACUUUUUAACAAUUCUGGUGACCAUGGAAUCCGUGAUGGAGCAUGUCAUAUAGCUGAAGAGUCUCUUACUUCUUAUGUUGCAAGCGACCUUAGAACUUGCAUGUCUCCAGAAGUUCAUAAGCAUGACAGCUCAAAAGCAGUGGAAUUUCCAAGCGCAGAUUGCUCCAGAAGUUUCAACAGGUCUGAUGAUUUCUGUAGCAUAACUGAAGAGGUUGCACCUAAUAUAGAUGCUCCAGCUGAAAGCAAAUGCACAGAUCAUCAAAUGGAUUUUACUGAUAUUACAUUAUCAGAACGAGCUUCUGAGCAUUGUGAUUUGCUGGAUCCGAAAUUCAGUAGUUUUGCUGGUGAAACUGAAUUUAAUGACCAGGUGAAAAAUAGCCCAUUGUCUGCCAACUUGGAUGAGCCUGAUCUUAGUUCCAUCGGCAUGGAGGUAGAUGAGAGUAAGUUUCGGGGUGUUGUCAAUCCUACUAGCUCUGAAUACCAUAAAACUGUUGAGGACCAAAUAGAUCAGGGAGUUGCUGCCUCGAGAAACGAUGAGAUCAACAUUGAUGUCAGAAUAAGGGAUGUCAACCUCAAUUCAUGUUUAGAUACGGUAUCUUCUCCUGUUUCUGGUACAAACUGUGAAACAUCUAAUGCCCUUCAUGACCGCAAUCGAUCAUCCAUUAUCGCUCAAUGCUUUGGUGCUAGCCCUAAUGAUGACAAUGUUUGUCAGGAUGAAGGUUUUGUGAACCAGAACAAUGUUCCUAAAGCUGAAAAUUUUGUCAACCAUAACAAUGUUCCUAAAGCUGAAAUUUUUGUCAACCAUAACAAUGACAUGAUGUAUCAAUCUAAUCUAACCAUGAACCCUAUCUCUCCUGCUCAAAUUAGUGUGGAUUAUUUCAAUGCUUCCUGUUCAGUGACUCCUGAAAUCAAGAAUGAUGCCAGCAGACGUGAUAACGCAAAGGAACAAUUUGUGAACUCGGGGAACAUAUCAAGUAAUGAAGCAGGAUAUGAUGCUGAAGCUUACAACAAUGACAUCUUCACUGGUGCUAUUGGAGAAACUAGCUUUGCUCAGCUGACUAAUGCCAUGAAUAUGAAAGCUGAUUUCUCAAGCUGCUACUCACUAUCCGAUCUAAACACACUGACUGGUGGUACUCCAACUGAUGUAAUUGAUUUCAACGGUAUGAGGAGUUCUUUUGCAAGUGGCUCCACCCGUCGCAGUGAACCAAAUGAACUUGAUUUUGAUAUCAAGGGUUCCAUGCUUGAGGCUCUGGAAAGAUCUGACAGCGACCUGGAAAAUCAGUACAAUGGCGGUGAUCCUGCUUGUGACUCACUCCCUGCAGCAGGCACAAGUGGAAGUAUGGAUGAUUUUAUGUCCAUGCAUGCCAAUUUUGGAAGCCUGACCUCUUUGGUUCGUUCUGUCGAAGGUGGUCCAAUGAGCAGACUUAUUCAAGAUCAGUGCGAUUUGCAACUUGGAUUUGGUGCCCAGAAGCAGCAAAUGUAUCCUACUUUUGAGGAGCAUCUUCGGAUGGCCUCAGCUGGAGCGCCGCAGUUUGGGAACCUGGGAAGACAUAAUCCUGUACCUGUGCCCGAGCCAACACUGAUGCUAGGCUAUGAGCCAACAUUGAUGCUAGGUUAUGGACCACCGUUUGGGAACUGCCCUCCGGUCCAGUUAGGUUGGGACAUGUCAAAGAUGGUCGGCAUGCUCCAGUCCGUGUGUGUAUGGUGCAACACAAGGUUCCAGCAUUUUGGCACUGCUGAGCAGCAGGCUGAUUCUGUUGGCUUCAUUUGUCCCUCGUGCAAGGACAAGACAUCUGGUCAUCUUAGCAUACUCAACAAUGGUUCAUCACUUUAACAUUUAGUGUCCGUUGCUGUUUCUAUCAUGCUGGACUUUAACUAGGCUAGUCCAUGUAGUAAACUUCCAUGAGACACCUAAAAUUGGAGCUUUUAAAGUGCCAUGGGUCACUUAACUUACGAUGCAUAUUAUGUUAUGUUAUGUUGGUGCUCCCAAUGCAUAUUAUGUUAUGUUA
Molecule: messenger RNA, 3487 nt
Organism: Lolium rigidum
Lineage: Eukaryota; Viridiplantae; Streptophyta; Magnoliopsida; Poales; Poaceae
Exons: 4
Coding region: 16-3312 (1098 amino acids)
Molecular function (GO): DNA binding
Source: RefSeq, a predicted model, not a curated record